Mustela lutreola (European mink) is the source of this 1560-nucleotide messenger RNA. Its product is annotated as keratin, type II cuticular Hb1. Gene Ontology annotation, biological process: keratinization; intermediate filament organization. Bases 1 to 1560 code for a protein of 519 amino acids. The transcript is spliced from 9 exons. Gene Ontology annotation, cellular component: keratin filament. Lineage: Eukaryota; Metazoa; Chordata; Mammalia; Carnivora; Mustelidae. The record is from RefSeq and is a predicted model, not a curated record. Gene Ontology annotation, molecular function: structural constituent of skin epidermis.
AUGACGUGCGGAUCGGGAUUCUGUGGCCGUGCCUUCAGCUGCAUCUCAGCCUGCGGGCCCCGGCCAGGCCGCUGCUGCAUCACAGCCGCCCCCUACCGUGGAGUCUCCUGCUACCGUGGCCUCACUGGGGGCUUUGGCAGCCACAGCGUCUGUGGGGGCUUCCGCGCUGGCUCCUGUGGCCGCAGCUUCGGCUACCGCUCCGGAGGCGUGUGUGGACCCAGCCCACCCUGCAUCACCAGCGUGUCUGUCAACGAGAGCCUCCUCACGCCCCUCAACCUGGAGAUCGACCCCAAUGCUCAGUGUGUGAAGCAUGAGGAGAAGGAGCAGAUCAAGUGCCUCAACAGCAGGUUUGCUGCCUUCAUCGACAAGGUGCGCUUCCUGGAGCAGCAGAACAAGCUGCUGGAGACCAAGUGGCAAUUCUACCAGAACCGCAAGUGCUGUGAGAGCAACCUGGAGCCCCUGUUCGAGGGCUACAUCGAGACGCUGAGGCGGGAGGCUGAGUGCGUGGAGGCCGACAGCGGGAGGCUGGCCUCGGAGCUCAACCACGUGCAGGAGGUGAUGGAGGGCUACAAGAAGAAAUACGAAGAAGAGGUGGCACUAAGGGCCACCGCUGAGAAUGAAUUUGUGGCCCUGAAGAAGGAUGUGGACUGCGCCUACCUCCGCAAGUCAGACCUGGAGGCCAACGCGGAGGCCCUGACCGAGGAGAUUGACUUCCUGCGGCGCUUGUAUGAGGAGGAGAUCCGCGUUCUCCACGCCCACAUCUCAGACACCUCGGUCAUCGUCAAGAUGGACAACAGCCGGGACCUGAACAUGGACUGCAUUGUGGCCGAGAUCAAGGCUCAGUACGACGACAUCGCCAGCCGCAGCCGGGCUGAAGCUGAGUCCUGGUACCGCAGCAAGUGUGAGGAAAUGAAGGCCACGGUGAUCCGGCACGGGGAGACCCUGCGCCGCACCAAGGAAGAGAUCAACGAGCUCAACCGCAUGAUCCAGAGGCUGACGGCUGAGGUUGAGAAUGCCAAAUGCCAGAACACCAAGCUGGAGGCCGCAGUGACCCAGGCUGAGCAACAAGGCGAGACGGCUCUGAGCGAUGCCCGCUGCAAGCUGGCAGAGCUGGAGGCCGCCCUACAGAAGGCCAAGCAGGACAUGGCCUGCCUGGUCAAGGAGUACCAGGAGGUGAUGAACUCCAAGCUGGGCCUGGACAUCGAGAUCGCCACCUACAGGCGGCUGCUGGAAGGCGAAGAACAGAGACUAUGUGAAGGCGUUGGCGCAGUGAAUGUCUGUGUCAGCAGCUCCCGCGGCGGGGUCGUCUGCGGGGACCUCUGUGUGUCCGGCUCCCGGCCUGUGACCGGCAGUGCGUGCAGCGCCCCCUGUAGCGGGAACCUGGCGGUGAGCACGGGCAUGUGCGCGCCCUGCGCCCCCUGUGCCCCCUGUGCCCCCUGUGGCCCCUGUGGCCCCUGCAACUCAGUCACGUCUUGUGGCCUGGGCACUGGUGGCGUGGGCUCCUGUGGCAUCAGCUCCUGUGGCGUGGGCUCCUGCGCCAGCAGCUGCCGCAGAUGUUAG